This is a messenger RNA of Laetiporus sulphureus 93-53, 431 nucleotides long. RefSeq lists its product as uncharacterized. The transcript has a single exon. The coding region runs from base 87 to 377 and encodes 96 amino acids. The record is from RefSeq and is a predicted model, not a curated record. NCBI's taxonomy places the organism in Eukaryota, Fungi, Basidiomycota, Agaricomycetes, Polyporales, Laetiporaceae.
GAUAUUUUCACCAUUUUUUCAUCAGGUUUCCCGUGGAAAAAUAAAUCUGUGCAGGCUGUGUGUAGUUGCUAGUUUUCGUUUGAUAUAUGGAUCGUUACACCUGGCCUCCGGGAAGGGCAUGGUGCCUCCCGUCUCCGGAGUCCGAGUUGAUCAAAUGCAGAGGACGCCAAUUGGCUGGUGACUGCAUUCCGUCUCACCGGCCGGAGCGCUUGAGCCUUGUUCGGAGCGGUGGUGGAAGGCGAAAAAUCCAGGCUCGGCUCCAGUUCGCCCGAGUCCGAGAGAGUUAUUCGGAAUUGCCACCUGUGGCGUCCAGUUUGGACCUGUGGCCACCGGCCAGUUUUCUGUGCACCCUGACUGUUGCGCUCUGCACUAGCUAAAGUAACGGAUUUUGCAAAAUAGCAGUUAACUGACUGAAGGCGCGCGCGGGUGGG